This is a messenger RNA of Linum trigynum, 306 nucleotides long. NCBI's taxonomy places the organism in Eukaryota, Viridiplantae, Streptophyta, Magnoliopsida, Malpighiales, Linaceae. The record is from the annotation of a GenBank genome assembly.
AUGCGAGACAGGGAGGGCGUCGACGCUUCGGGGAUGGUAAAAAUUCCGUGUGGAGCUGGCUGUGAGGUCGAAAGCCUGGAGCCAGAGAUGAUAUCUCUUCUCCAAAGCACAGUGGAGUCGUUGCUGCAGCCGUACAUGGCUGCUGGCGUGGGUGAGCAGUGGUUAACAGGAGGCAUGGGCGAUGGCGUGCGGCAGCAUUGCGAAGAGGAGGCAAGGUGGGACUUGGGAGCUUUCCACGGGGAGCUGGACCAAACCAUAGGGUUUUUGGCACUAAACACCAAGGAUUGUGUUGGGCCGCAUAGUUGA